Dacryopinax primogenitus is the source of this 1819-nucleotide messenger RNA. RefSeq lists its product as uncharacterized. Bases 174 to 1550 code for a protein of 458 amino acids. The transcript has 3 exons. NCBI's taxonomy places the organism in Eukaryota, Fungi, Basidiomycota, Dacrymycetes, Dacrymycetales, Dacrymycetaceae. The record is from RefSeq and is a predicted model, not a curated record. Gene Ontology annotation, molecular function: DNA binding.
CUCGGCUCUCUAUUCCCCCUCCGUUCACCCCUCUCACCCCCCCUCCCUGCAGCAGACCACACACUGCCCUUAUCCCCCUCUCUGCUACCUAUAUCCUCACUUCCUACGCGUCGACUACUACCCAAAGCACAUCGCUGAACUCUGACACUGCUCAAACCCUCUAAAAGGCGACAAUGGCAUCACACGCACACACCCGUGGACGCGUCUCUGUAGAGCAGCCCUUCCGCCCCGUUCUCGGCGGCUGGGUACGCACUACCCUCGACGCUCUCUUGCUCUUCCGUGCCGCUCAGAUCGGCCGUAUCACCGCCAUGCCUCGUCGACUCUCUGACUUGGAAAAAGUCCAAUGCAUCCGUUCUGGCGCUAUCUUCGUCUUUGAAGAGAAGCGCUCCGGGAUCAAGCGUUGGACAGACUCUCGCGAAUGGUCUCCUUCCCGUAUCCUUCACAACUUCCUUAUCUAUCGCGAACUCGAUCCCAACCGUCCCGACCGUACCUCCAAGGGCACAUGCCACGCUGUCGGCGUCUCGCAGGCGAACGCCAGAGCGGGUCAGGCCCGUCGCCCUUCGACAGGCCACACGGAAAACGACGCCGUCAUGCGCGACUUGGUCGGUUCUCUGCGUGAACACACCGAUUUCCAACGGAACGGGCUCAUGAAAAAAACCAUCACGAUCGGCUUCGAAGUUGGCACAAUCCGCGAACGCUCUUGGCACAUCGUCUCCUACUACAAACCGGAUGAUAUCCUCAACGGGACCCUCCAGCCCGUAUACCGCCUACCCGGAUUUCACGAUAUUCACCCGGGCCAUGAGUGGCUUGAUCCUACCCACUUCAGGUUCCCACCAAAGAUCACCUUUGAUGAUCUCGGAUGCCGUCACUACAUUGGAGAAGCGGAUGACGAGCCCUCGCCUACUGAUCCCACCCACCGCCUCAUGCCCCUCCGUCCCCCCGUCACUGCAGCAGCCUUGGCAGCCAAAGAGCGUGGUAUCUCGAAUGACUCGCACCGUCGUCGCAAGCAUGGCCGGUAUGCGCCCUACACGCGCCCCAGCCUCUCUUCGCACAAUAGCUCCACGUCCCUCUCUAGCGCUGCAACUGACGUGACUAUGAUGAGCGGGAGUGGGAGUGGCACGACCGACUCGAUCGACCUGCCCGCCCUGACCCCCAGCAGCCCUUCCUCGGAUCUUUCCGGCCCUACCUCCGACUAUGGCGCUCAAUCCGCUCCCUUCUACUAUGGCCAUGGAGUGCCUUACCACCCGUACCAGGCUGGGUCACUAGCUUCUGGCUCCGAGCUGCCCUCCAUGCCCGCGGUGGACCACUCUGCGGCACCCCGGCCCUCACCAUACUAUCCUACCGGUUGCUGGCCCACCAACAUGCCCCCCACAACGGAGGGCAAAGCCGGAGUGAAUCAACUCCAACUCCAAGUUUUCCCUUACGGCAUGUACGCCCCAUUCCAACAAGUGGGCUAUGGCACUACCUACGCCCCCGCGUAUGCGGAAUACUACCAGCCGCAUGGCGCCGAGGAGGCUGGUGCCCUCCCCUCCCCGACGAGUGGCAUGUGAUUUGUUUGCCAAAAGGGAUCCCCCUGGUAUGCUGUCUUCUUGACUGGAUCGGAUCGGACUUACUGUACCGUUUGAGUGUGCGAUCAGCCCUGUAGUAUCAACUUCCUGGGUGCCCAAACCCAUGUAUCGGUCUCCUGUUUGUUGCUUGUUGCUUCAUUCUCCUUACGCCACAGCGUUGCCUUACCUGAUUAGCUACUCAGCUGUUUCCCAUCGUCGCUCUCUCCCCCAUACGAGAUAUCUGUAGUCAAAAUUCAUCGAUUGUCUUGCCG